Haplochromis burtoni (Burton's mouthbrooder) is the source of this 2122-nucleotide messenger RNA. It is a transcript of the gene ddo, whose product is annotated as D-aspartate oxidase. Gene Ontology annotation, molecular function: D-amino-acid oxidase activity; FAD binding. The record is from RefSeq and is a predicted model, not a curated record. The transcript is spliced from 6 exons. Lineage: Eukaryota; Metazoa; Chordata; Actinopteri; Cichliformes; Cichlidae. The coding region runs from base 596 to 1630 and encodes 344 amino acids.
UCCCUUAAAUGAAAACAUAUGAAAACAAAAUGAGUGUACAGUUAGUUUAAAAGUUUAUAUGAACUCAUCAUGGGCAUGAAGGUCAUGUGAUUUUGGGCUUUUAAAGAAGACAUUUAUGCCCAUUAUGAUACGAAUAUAUGUAAACUUCUGACCUCAGCAGUAUAUAUGUUUGGCUUAUAUCAGAGGUUCAGUGCGUUUUUUUUUAAUGUAGCCGAGUAGUAAAUUAAUAAUAAUAUUUUCCAUUUCAGUUAACCAAAUAUCCAUUUAAGGUUCAAAAAGGGGUCUUAAAAUGUUGUUUCUUUGUUUCCAUGUAUGGUAAGACAAGAAUGUUAUUGGGUAAUUUAAUGGUAUUGCUUGUGCUAUAGGCUUAAGGGUUAACUGCAGUUUUCCAAAAAAAAAACUUAACAAGAAAUGCAUCUUGGGACUUCCUGUUUACUUUUCUUUUUGUUGUGGAUGUGGAACGGGAAUGUUGUGAAGGAGUUAAAUUGUUGGACCUGUAUGUGCAGCGUGGAGCGGCCAUUUUCUCCAUGCAAGGGAUAAGUUGCGAGAUCGUCUGUGUGCUCCAGUAUUGCAAGUGAGCUGAGAUUUCUGUGGAAUGUGCAGAGCUGCCAUGAUGAAAAGCGUCAGGGUUGUGGUUGUUGGAGCUGGCGUGAUUGGAUUCUCCACUGCUGUGUGCAUUGUUGAAGCUCUACCUUUCUGCUCUGUUACUUUGAUGGCUGACAAAUUCAGCCCAAACACAACAAGUGACGGAGCUGCUGGGAUUUUGUUUGCUGCACAAUUUCCAGAUAUUCCCUUGCAAAGACAAAAACACUGGUUCAAGGACAGCUUUGAUCACCUGUUGGCCAUUGCUCAGUCUCAAUGUGCACCAGAAGCUGGAGUAAUGCUGAGCUCUGGCUGGCAAAUUUUUAAAGAGGUUCCAGCAGUUAAAAAACCAUUCUGGUCAGAGUUUGUGAUCGGCUUUCGACUCAUGACUGAUGUUGAACUGAAACGCUUCCCAGAUCACAAGUUUGGUCAGGCUUUCACCACCUUAAAAUGCGAAUGCUCCACCUACCUGCCAUGGCUCGAGAAGAGGUUCAGAAAAGCUGGAGGUCAAGUGGAACAGAGGAAAGUCAACAAUCUUCAAGAAUUGAGUAACAGCUUUGAUAUCAUUGUCAACUGCUCUGGUCUCGGCUCCAAAGCAUUGGUGGGAGACACACAAGUGUACCCUGUCAGAGGCCAGGUCCUCAAAGUGGAGGCCCCCUGGGUGCAGCACUUCAUUAGAGAUGGAGAUGGGACGACGUACAUCUACCCCGGCAUACGCAGUGUCACUAUAGGUGGGACGAGGCAAGAAGGAGACUGGCGGCUGCAGGUGGACGACAGAGACACUAAGGGCAUCCUGGAGCGCUGUAGUAGGUUGGAGCCGUCACUCAACAAAGCCAAAAUUCUUAGCGAGUGGGUCGGCCUGAGGCCUAGCAGGAAGAACCCAAGGGUGGAGAGGGAAGUGGUGGAGCUGCAGGGCCGGCCGGUGCCUGUGGUCCACAACUAUGGCCAUGGGGGUUGGGGAGUUACCCUCGCCUGGGGUACUGCUCUGGACACACUGGGGCUGGUCAAACAGUCCCUUCAUGAAAUGGCCCCACAGCCUAAACUGUGAACACAUUCUACAUCCCACUUCUACUCAGGGCUACUAACACACCCUAAGCUAAGCACAGACAGAACACUUAGUAGAUUUAGAGUAGAUUUUACAUAAAAAAAGACUAUAAGAAACAUGAUUUAUGGAAAUAUAAUUAUUUAAUAAUUUAAUUUAACACUGGUGGAGUUUUAAUUUAACUAAUUGUUAAUAAGUUUUCAGGAUAUUACAUCAUUAUCAUCAUUACAUCUUUCUGUAACAGUACUGUAAAAACAUCAGAUUUAAGAAAAAAAAAAAAGCAUUUACUGUUGUUAUUUUUAUGCUUAUAAUACAUAAGAACAUUUUCUGUAUCACUAUUUCAGUGGAGAUGUUUUUGCAUUGUCUGGAAACAUUCAUUUUGUUAUCAUAAAAGCUGAUUGCCUGUUAAUAAUUUUAGGUUCCUUUCACAGCAGAUGUUUUGAUUGGGGUGUUCCUAAUAUAAUAUAAACAUUGUGUCAAUAAACCCUGAAAAAGAAA